AUGGACUAUUCCGAUGAUAAGAAGAACGUCGACAUGGUCGAGUCGCUUUCCGACUCCGACUCAUUGGGCUUCGAUGAGAAGGCUACCCAGCGCCUGAUCAGGAAGAUCGAUUGGGUCCUGCUUCCCUUUCUCGCCUUGCUCUACCUCCUCAGCUUUCUCGAUCGUACCAACAUCGGCAAUGCCCGUCUGGCCGGUCUCGAGAAGGACUUGGGCAUGAAGGGCCUCGACUACAACAUCGCCUUGGCUGUCUUCUUCCCCUUCUACGUCGCAGCUGAGAUUCCAUCCAACUUGAUGAUGAAGAAGACCCGCCCGUCUAUCUGGAUUCCCUCCAUCAUGGUUGCCUGGGGUGUUGUCUGCACCCUCAUGGGUCUCGUCGACAACUUCGCCGGCCUUCUCGCUACCCGCGCUGCUCUCGGUGUUGCAGAAGGUGGUCUCUUCCCCGGUGUCACCUUUUACAUCACCAUGUGGUAUCGCCGCCACGAGUGCGGUCUGCGGAUGGCCAUCUUCUUCUCCGCCGCCACUGCUGCUGGUGCCUUCGGUGGCCUUUUGGCUCGUGGCAUCAUUGAGCUCGAUGGUGUUGGCGGCAAGGCUGGCUGGGCUUGGAUUUUCAUCAUCGAGGGUAUCGUCACCCUGAUCGUCGCUUUCAUCGCCUUCGUAGUCAUGAAUGACUACCCCGCCACCGCGAAGUUCCUCACCGACGCCGAGAAGAAGGAGGUCUCCCGCCGUCUCGAGCACGACCGUAGCUCUCUCGCCGAUGAGUACCACAUAAAGUACCUAUGGCACGCUCUCCAGGACUGGAAGAUCUGGGUGCACAUGUUCAUCACCAUCGGCAUCUACACUCCACUCUACAGCUUCUCCCUCUUCCUGCCCACCAUUGUCAGGACUCUUGGCUACACAAACGAGACCGCCCAGCUCAUGACUACCCCACCAUACAUCGUCGCCUGCUUCUGUUGUAUCGUCGGUGGCUAUAUGGCCGACAGGCUCCAGACGCGCGGUCUCUUCAUGAUCGGCUUCAACAUCACCGCCAUCAUCGGAUUCGCUAUGCUCCUUGCGUCAAAAAACCCCAAUGUCAAGUACGCCGGCACCUUCUUCGCCGCCUCGGGUGUCUACCCCAACGUGCCCCAGGGUGUCGCGUGGAACGGCAACAACAUCGGCGGCUCCGUCAAGCGCGGUGUCGGUAUUGCCAUGCACGUGGGCUUUGGUAACCUUGGUGGUGCCAUUGCCGGCUUCGUCUUUCUCUCCAAGGAUUCGCCGCAAUUCGUCCCGGGCCAUAGCAUCCUUAUCGGCCUGCUCAGUAUGAGCACCAUUCUCCAAAUCUUCAUGACGCUCUACCUCCGCCGCGAGAAUGCGCGCAGGGAUCGUGAGUUCAAGCGCCCGGCUGAGUACACGAUCGAGGAGAAGACUGCGGAGAGGGAGCGCGGCGAUCUUGCCAGCUUCUUCCGCUACACGGUCUAA
Molecule: messenger RNA, 1455 nt
Organism: Coniosporium apollinis CBS 100218
Lineage: Eukaryota; Fungi; Ascomycota; Dothideomycetes
Exons: 2
Coding region: 1-1455 (484 amino acids)
Biological process (GO): transmembrane transport
Cellular component (GO): membrane
Molecular function (GO): transmembrane transporter activity
Source: RefSeq, a predicted model, not a curated record